UACAAUAAAUUUGUUGGUACAUACUAGAACAAUGAAAUUGCAUAUUUUUUCAAUAUAUUUUGUUAUGGUGCUCACUUCAUUUUAUUUGAAAGUUGAAGUUGAUGGUGCUGGUUCUUCAAUUGAAUGUCCUAUUUGUCAGAAUACGAUAAGCGAAGAUAUUUAUGCACUACCAUGUGCACAUACAUAUUGUCGAGUAUGUAUAUUGCCAUGGUUACAAAGUAAUGAUACAUGUCCAGUAUGUCGAACUCGAGUCAUUGUCAACAGAGGUAUAGCUGCUCUCAGUGGUGCUUCAAUUGGCGAACGUAAUCGACAUCGUCCUUCAAUUCGUAUAGCUGCUCUCAGUGGUGCUUCAAUUGGCGAACGUAAUCGACAUCGUCCUUCAAUUCGUAUAGCUGCUCUCAGUGGUGCUUCAAUUGGUGAACAUGAUGGUGGUGGUUCAUCAAAUAGCGAACAUGAUGAUGGUGGUCCAUCAAAUAGUAUAGCUGCUCUCAGUGGUGCUUCAAUUGGUGAACAGGAUGGUGAUGGUUCAUCAAAUAGUUUAGUCGUUAGCAGUGAUGCUUCAAUUGGUGAACAGGAUGGUGAUGGCUCAUCAAAUAGUGAACAUGAUGGUGGUGGUUCAUCAAAUAGUAUAGUUGAUAUCAGUGGUGCUUCAAUUGGUGAACGUAAUCGUCGUCGUCCUUCAUUUCGUGUUGGUAGUGGCGUUUCUAUUGGUGAACGUAAUCGUCGUCGUCCUUCAACUCGUGAACGUGAUCGUCGUGAUCAUUCAAAAAAUGAUGAUGGUCAUGGUGAUGAUGUAAAAUGUCGGCAAAUGUAAUGUGCUAAAACUAUGGUGACCGUUAAGAAAAGAAAUUAAUGCGAAUUAAGAAGAAUGAAUUAAACAUAAUUUAUUAAUUAAUGUUAACAAUGUAUAAAUUUACCUAAAUAUAUGUAAAAUAUGCUUGCUAUAAAAAAAAAAGAUUGUAAUGUUAAAUAUUGUUAAUAUUAGAGCAAUUUGAAUGGCUUAUUUGUUUUAUUUUUAAUAUGUACAUUUUUUUUUUAUGUAUUUUUCUUUUAUAACAUUUUUGUAUUCAUUACUAAUAUUGGGGUUUUAACAGAUAAUAUAAAGUUAACAUAAUUCUACUCUAUAAUAAAACGUUCAACUAUAUAUUUUUAAUUAUAACUAUUCUACAAUUCAAUUUUCUUUUAAAUUUAUAUUUAGAUAUAUUCAACCUUCAGUUACUUUAACUAAAUAAAUAAUAUAUUAAUUUUACUUGUUGGGAAUUGGAGUUUCUUAUUAUUAAGUUU
Molecule: messenger RNA, 1284 nt
Organism: Daktulosphaira vitifoliae (grape phylloxera)
Lineage: Eukaryota; Metazoa; Arthropoda; Insecta; Hemiptera; Phylloxeridae
Product: E3 ubiquitin-protein ligase RING1-like
Exons: 24
Coding region: 32-814 (260 amino acids)
Biological process (GO): negative regulation of organ growth; protein ubiquitination
Molecular function (GO): ubiquitin-protein transferase activity
Source: RefSeq, a predicted model, not a curated record